This is a messenger RNA of Mytilus californianus (California mussel), 3033 nucleotides long. RefSeq names its product hemicentin-1-like. The record is from RefSeq and is a predicted model, not a curated record. Gene Ontology annotation, molecular function: cell adhesion molecule binding. Lineage: Eukaryota; Metazoa; Mollusca; Bivalvia; Mytilida; Mytilidae. Gene Ontology annotation, biological process: cell-cell adhesion. The transcript has 16 exons. Gene Ontology annotation, cellular component: cell-cell junction. The coding region runs from base 1 to 3033 and encodes 1010 amino acids.
AUGUACAUUGUACAUAUUAUAUGUAUAUUCCAUGAAGGUGUUGUACAAGGAAAACUUCGGCUGGCUAUUAACAAAACAUCAUACGUUACAGAAUUUGGAAGUUCUGUCUCACUCAAUUGCCAAAUUUUUGAAGAUAAACAAUUCCCUACUGUACACGUGAUUUGGAAUAUAUAUACUAACGGAAAGAUCGCAGAAAAGAAUGUGCAACAGGAGAGUCCUUCAUUGGACAUUACAUCCGCUACAUUUGAAAAUACUGGCAAUUAUACUUGCUCUGCCAAAGAUAGUCAAACAUACGUUACCAGUCAACCUAUCAAACUUACUGUAAUAGGAGCUAUUCCGACCGUUAAAAUUGCACGAAAGUCUUACAAAAUUCAUCGUGGACAAAAUGUAACUAUUGAGUGCAACAUUACUUCCACUCCUAACCACACCGAUGUGUACUGGCUGAAGACAUCUAAUGGUUUAUCAUCAAAAGUAAAAACUCAUACACAACGAGUUCAUGGUGGAACAGUUGCUGUUCCUUCAUUGACAAUUUUGAAUACAGGUACAAACGAUUCAAGAUUGUACACCUGUUACGCGCAAAAUAUUGUUGGCACUGGAAGUAGCGAAUAUACAAAUUUGACAGUCGUUGGAAGCUUUCCGGUUGUAUCAGUGGGUGAUCGAACUGUUACGGCUGAGUAUGGUCAUGGCAUUAUUUUAGAGUGUAGCAUUACAGCUGACCCUCCAGUAGUCACUGUUUACUGGCAAAAGGAAAAUGAUGGGAUUAAAACAAACAUAACAUCAACAACUCCUGGCAUAGAUGGUAUAACCACAAACAGACCUUCAUUAACAAUAAAAGAGACGAAAGAUUCAGACUCUGGAAUUUAUAUAUGCUGUGCUAUAAAUGCCGUAGGACUUGCACAAAGCAACAACAUUAACCUGACUGUGGAAGGAAACAUGAAUUAUCCAUUUGUUCAACUAAAUCCUGAACGAAGCAUACAGGUCAAAUAUGGAGGGACAUUCUCGCUCAAGUCUUAUAUAAGAUCUAAUAAACAAUAUCCUAUUCGUGAAAUAUAUUGGCAGUAUAUCAACAAUGGAAUUGUCACAAGAGUUGAUUCAAAGACUGGUGGAAACAAUAUUGAUAACUCAUCUCUCACAUUUAUGCACGUAACUACAUCUGAAUCGGGACAAUUUACCUGUUUUGCUACAAACGAUGUUGGAACAUCUAAAAGUAAUUCCAUUGAUGUAAAGGUUAAUGGAGCUACACCAAAUAUUAAAGUUGAAAACACAAGGUAUGAAUCAGUUUUCGGAGAAAUGGUUGAGUUGGUUUGCCAAAUAAGUGCCGAACCUCCACUUACAAAUGUUUAUUGGGAGAAAGUGGCAAAUGACACAAGAAUGAUAAUAAAUACGGGAUCUGUUGGAUAUCAGAAUGGAACUCGUGUCAAUCCGUCGCUUACAAUUAAGUAUUCCACAUUGUUCGACACUGGGAACUAUACAUGUCUAGGAUCAAAUUCGGUUGGAAUAAGCCGCAGUGAAUCAAUAUUCCUACAUGUAACAGGUGAUCUACCAGAGGUAUCUGUUCCUAUUCUAGCCGUCAAUGUUAGUUUUGGCGACAGUGUUAAUCUUAUAUGUAAUGUCACAGCCAAACCUUUGCACGAUUUUGUUUACUGGGAACAUAAGGAAACUUUCGCUACUAGACGAAUAUUGACAGGAACAGUCGGCACUGAAGGCAGCACUGUUGAAACCCCAUCACUCACUUUAAAGUAUGCUACCAACACCAUGUCUGGACUUUAUACUUGCUUUGCACGAAAUGCAGUAGGGAUUAGUAAAAGUUCGACAAUAAAACUUAAAGUAAAUGGAGGUUUACCUGAAGUUGUCGUCGAUGUCCGAAAUUACAGUACCACAUACGGAAAAAAGAUCAAGCUCGACUGCAGAGUUACAGCACAUCCUGAGGUUGUAUUUGUCUACUGGCAGAAAGAAAUUAAUAACGUAAUUACCACACUAAUCAACGGGUCAAUAGGAACAGAAGGAAUUGAACUUAAUUUUCCAUCACUUGUCUUAACUAGACCCGUAACAGCUGAUUCUGGAAUAUAUAUGUGCUUUGCGUUAAACAGAGCAGGAAUUCAGCAAAGUGUACCAACUACAUUGACGGUAGAGGGGGGAAUACCGCAUGUAACUAUAUUGCACACUGAAUACACAGCUGAAUACGGCAAACCAAUUACGAUGAACUGCAAUGUGCAAUCCAAUCCGCCGACUUCAAGGGUGUUUUGGCAAAAAGUAAAUGAUCAAAGUCAGAUCAAACGGAUCAAUAAUGGAACACCUGGGACUGUUGGAUCUUCUGUGACGUUCCCUUCGUUAAUAAUUAAUUUCACUACUCCUGCUAAUGAAGGAAUUUAUUUUUGCUUGGCUGAAAAUACUGCUGGAAUAGGUCAAAGUCAGCGCAUUAAACUUACUGUUCUUGCAGGUCUUCCAGUUGUUAGACUCACUAGUUCAUCAUCCAAAGUUCUUGUGGGAAGUAAAGUUGAAAUCACGUGCCUCAUAAAAUCCAUUCCUGAUGUUGAAAAUGUGUAUUGGCAUAUAGAUUCAAAAAUCUCAACAACAGUCAUUAAUGAAAACUCGUCAAAUGUGAAUAUGAAGCAAUUAAUUACUAAUCCAACCGAAAGCAUGUUAACAAUUCAGGAAGCUUCAGUGUCAUUAUCUGGCAAAUACAGAUGCUUUGCAAAAAAUGAAGUUGGUACGUCCAGCAGUCUGCCACUAGAUUUGACGGUUAUAGACACUGAUACACUGGACCAGACCGUAAGGGUGAUUGCGGAUUUCUCUGAUGAUGAUACCGACACUAUAGUUCAAGGUGUUUUAGGCUCCAUAGGUACAUUGGUGGCAAUUGGAUCAUUUUUCCUUACCAUCGUGCAGAUAAGAAAAUGCAAAUCAAAAGAUGGUACAAAAAAAUGUAAAAUUACAGAUAUUGCAUCUUGGUCUAUGAACAAGUUAACUUGUCCAAAUUUAGACACCUCUAGAGCUGUUUACCUCCACUGUGUAUUUUGUUUUGCAACAACAUAA